Molecule: messenger RNA, 1366 nt
Organism: Rana temporaria (common frog)
Lineage: Eukaryota; Metazoa; Chordata; Amphibia; Anura; Ranidae
Gene: SNX20
Product: sorting nexin 20
Exons: 4
Coding region: 137-1087 (316 amino acids)
Biological process (GO): protein transport
Cellular component (GO): early endosome membrane
Molecular function (GO): phosphatidylinositol phosphate binding; protein binding
Source: RefSeq, a predicted model, not a curated record
GUCGUCACUUCCUCAUUUCUGUAGAGCUGCGAGUUUGCUGUAGAACUGCUCUGUUCCCGGAGGUUAAACAACAGCAUUUAGAUUUGGUAAUGAAAAAAGAAUAUUUCUUUGCUGUAACCCCAGAAAAAGGGACAGUAUGAGUGCCGAAGGCUCUAUGGAGGAUGAACCACUAAGUAUACGUGAUUCCCCAACAUUACCAGAGGAAGCAGAGCAUUCUGGGAAUGCAGUGAAUGAUGAAUCAAACAAAGAUAACAACUCCCCUCCUCGUGAGCACCAUCUUAUGACUACAAGAGAACUCCAGCUGUACUGGCAGAAGGAGAAAUAUGACGGAAAGCCAGUUAGGCUUCUUUUUCAAAUCCAUUCGACUCGCAUUGCUGAGGAUUUUCUGUCCAAGUUUGUGUUGUACAAGAUUGUGAUCAUCAAGACAGGAAGUUUUGAUGGAAAAAAAGUCUUCAUUGAACGAAGAUACUCUGAUUUUGAGAGACUUCAUAGAAACCUAUUAAAAGACUUUAAGGAUGAAAUGGAAGAUGUGGUCUUUCCUAAAAAAAUUCUGAUGGGAAACCUCACUGAGGAGAUAAUUCGUAUGAGGAUGAUUGCCCUUAAAGACUACCUUGGCGAGUUGUAUGCUAUAAAAUAUGUAAGGAAAUCCUGUCAAUUUGUUACAUUUUUCAUAGAAUCAGAGUUAGGAGAAGGCUACAGCUGUAUCAGAGGAGGACAGUACAAAAAAGCUACAGAGACAUUGGAACAAGUUCUUUAUCUUCAAGAAAAACUGGUUGAUCAUUGUCCCAUCAUGAUGGUGACAACCCUGUGUGCCCUAGUUGUCUGCCAUAAGGAUAUGGACCAAUUAGAAAAGGCUUAUGAGACUGGAAUGAAAGCACUGGAACUGCUACAGAAACAUCCAAGACACAGAUAUUACAAUCCAUUAUUGGACACUUUGAUUUCAUUAGCAUACAAACUAGGAAAAGACUUCCUGUCUUUAAGAGAGAAAUUUGAAAAUGGGGAAAAUAAGGCCACAAGAAGCAGCUUUGAAGGUGAAAUGAUUACUUUGAAGGAGCUUGUAGUGAAGGAGAGAUUACCUACAGAUUAAUGUUUGCAGUUGUCUGUUAAAUAUAUUUAUGUUUUUUUUUUGUUUUGUUUUUUAUGUCUAAAAUCACUUUUUUUGUAAUGGUUUUUAAAUCCACCUUAUUUUUGCAAAGUGAUCAAUAUUAUCCAUCAUGUAUAAUAGGGAACUAGGUAACACAUGCUUCUGCAGUACACACACCCUGGCUAAUUGAUCCAACUGGACCAAUGAAGAUUUUGGACAAAGCAGACAAUGUAUUUCAGCACAAAAAUGUAUUAAAGGCUAACCUCUGAUUAUUUUCUUUUA